This is a messenger RNA of Papilio xuthus (Asian swallowtail), 1458 nucleotides long. RefSeq names its product kin17 DNA and RNA binding protein (gene kin17). Gene Ontology annotation, cellular component: nucleus. Gene Ontology annotation, biological process: DNA replication; DNA damage response. The record is from RefSeq and is a predicted model, not a curated record. The transcript is spliced from 7 exons. Lineage: Eukaryota; Metazoa; Arthropoda; Insecta; Lepidoptera; Papilionidae. Bases 228 to 1385 code for a protein of 385 amino acids. Gene Ontology annotation, molecular function: double-stranded DNA binding.
AAUUUAGCAACUUUUGUCUGUCGUUUGUUGUUUCAUUGAGUUUUAACAUAAUUUAUAAAAUAUAUUUGCUACUGUUUGAGGCACGUUAAAUAUUUAAAUUGGCACAAAUAGAAUCAUACGGAAUUCGAAAGACUGCUAUGUUUUUUAUGUUCAUACUUUUUUGACAAAUACAUUACGAUUAGUUUUGCCUUAAUUCUUUCUAUUUUACCAAGUGCUAACGGUUAAAAAUGGGCGGAAAAGCCGAAAAAGGUACUCCUAAGUACAUCGCUAAUAAGAUAAAAGCUAAAGGUCUACAGAAAUUACGAUGGUAUUGCCAAAUGUGUCAGAAACAAUGUCGUGACGAGAAUGGUUUUAAAUGUCACACAAUGUCGGAGUCUCACCAGCGUCAGCUUUUACUGUUCGCUGACAACGCUUCGAGAUACAUCGACGAGUUUUCCAGGGAGUUUGCUGAUGGAUAUUUAGAGUUAUUGAAACGACAGUUUGGUACGAAACGAGUUAAUGCCAAUAAAGUAUAUCAGGAUUAUAUUUCCAACAGAGAACAUUUACAUAUGAAUGCAACACAAUGGGAGACUCUGACCGACUUUGUAAAGUGGUUAGGUAGGGAGGGGAAGUGUGUUGUUGAUGAAACAGAAAAAGGUUGGUUUGUAGCAUAUAUAGACAGAGACCCAGCGACAAUUGCUGCACAGGAGGCUAAAGUUAAAAAGGAAAAGAUGGAUAAAGAUGAUCAGGAAAGAAUGUUGGAAUUCAUACAGAAACAAGUCGAGAAAGGAAAGAAAGAGAUGAUUACAGAGGAACCUUCGUAUACAGAGUUCAAAAGGGAGAACAGCCAAGAAAGAUUGACUUUAAAUAUUAAUUUGAAGAGGAAACCUGAAGAAAGAUCCGAUCUAACUAAGUCGGCUCUCCAAGCACAGAAGACAAAAGAAGAAUCAUCCUCUAGCAAGAAGAAGAAGAUAGAAGAGAAAAAUAAACAGAGCGCGUUAGAUGCUAUCAAGGAAAUGCAAGAAAAAGCCAGAGAAAGGGCUAAUAGGAAAGACCAUUGGUUAACAGAAGGUAUUAUAGUGAAGAUAGUAACAAAAAGUCUCGGAGAUAAGUUUUUUAAACGGAAAGCUGUGAUUGAUAGAGUUGUCGAUAAAUAUGCAGCUCAUGUUAAACUGGUUGAUGAUAAUGUUAAAUUAAAACUAGAUCAGAACCAUUUGGAAACUGUAAUACCAUCAACGGGUCGUCUGGUAAAGUUUGUGAAUGGAGCAUACAACGGGCAGAAUGGAGUGUUGAAGAAGAUUGAUGUUGAAGGAUACUGCUGUGAUGUGGAGAUUUCUUCGGGACCUCUCUCCGGUCGACUGGUUAAAGGCGUUCAAUAUGAAGAUGUAAGCAAACUGGCUUCAUAACAUUGAAUUAUAUUUUAAAAUAAUUUUAAUCGAUAUUUUAUUACCUCAUACAUCCCCACUGAGGGUCUCAGAG